Molecule: messenger RNA, 772 nt
Organism: Ornithodoros turicata
Lineage: Eukaryota; Metazoa; Arthropoda; Arachnida; Ixodida; Argasidae
Product: cytochrome c oxidase subunit 4 isoform 1, mitochondrial-like
Exons: 4
Coding region: 105-653 (182 amino acids)
Biological process (GO): mitochondrial electron transport, cytochrome c to oxygen
Source: RefSeq, a predicted model, not a curated record
ACUUUCGAUAUUCAAUUGGCUCAAGUGCUGGCUUGUAGUGGAUAUCGGCUUUCCUCGGUCGUGUCGGGGUGGGCAUCUGUCUGUGUCCUCUGUAUCGCAGCUUGAUGAGCAUGGCAAACCAUCUGUUGAAAUUGGCGGGGAAGACCCUAAGGGUGAACCCAGCUAUGGUGCAAAUUCAGCCAGUUGCUGCCUACCACGGACGGCAGCGCAUUGGAAAGCGUGAAGUAGUGGGCUUCGGCAUGAAUGGAGAAUAUACAUACUACGACAGACCUGAUUUCCCCAUGCCUGCAAUCCGCUACAAGGAACCCACUGCUGAGAUUGAGAAGCUGAGAGAGAAGGAAAAGGGAGACUGGAAAAACCUUUCUUUGGAUGAGAAGAAAGCCUUGUACAGGUUCAGCUUCUGCCAGACGUAUGCUGAAAUGAAUUCACCAAGGGGGGAAUGGAAGCCGAUCAUUGCUGGUGUCCUUCUCUGUAUGGGCUUCACAAUAUGGGUGUAUGUCUUUCUGAAGAAGUGCGUAUAUGGGCCUGUGCCAUCCAGUUUGUCCCCGGAAAGUAAGAAAGCCCAGUUGCAGCGUAUGAUUGACCUGAGGGUCAACCCAAUUGAUGGCAUUGCUUCCAAAUGGGACUACGAAAACAACCGAUGGAAGGACUGAAGCCAUUAAAGGACUUGGCCAUUGCAGCACCAAGUUCAGUCUACAAUCCUUAGGCACUUCAGGUCUUUGUCAUGCAAGCACCACUGUAUUAGUUCUACAAUAAAGUGUUGAAGUCUUCA